CUGAAACGCGCCGCCACCACAUCUCUCCGCAAUUAUUUGCAUAUCAAUGACAAACGUUCUCCUUUAACCAAUCAGCUUACAGUGGAAGCUCCAUAGCAACAUCCAUUCUAGGCAUGUCAUCUCGCGACCAGACUUUGUAGUGGUGAAAUUCGUAACCGUUAAGGGUUUUUUCAUUUUGUUUUUACAAGGAAUUACUUUAUCUUAUUAUUCGUUUAGACUAUUCCAAAAAAUCGCCAGGAUGGGCUGCGCCGGAUUCACCUGCUCCAAGCACUCCCUCUGUGCGCUCAAUAUCCUCUAUGUUAUGGUGAGUCUGCUGAUGAUCGGCAUUGCUGCAUGGGGGAAGUGGUUCGGCCUGGUGUCCAGCUUCCAGGUGGUGGGCGGAGUCAUCGGAGUGGGGGUGUUCCUGUUCUUGGUGGCGUUGGUCGGCCUCAUCGGGGCCGUGAAGCACCACCAGGUCCUACUCUUCUUCUAUAUGAUCAUCCUCUUCAUGGUGUUCAUCGUCCAGUUCUCUGUCUCCAGCGCCUGUCUGGCCAUCAACAAGGAUCAGCAGGAACACCUGUUGGAGGUGGGAUGGAACAACUCGUACACCACCCAGAGAGAUGUGGAGAAGAGUCUCAACUGCUGUGGCUUCUACUACGUAGACAACAACGGAACCUGCGAUGCUGCCUGUUUCCCCAACCACUCCUGUUCACCGUGUGCUGAGCAGAUCCAGGAGCAUGCAGAAGAGGUGCUGCGCUUCGUGGGCGGGAUAGGCCUCUUCUUCAGCUUCACUGAGAUCCUGGGGGUGUGGCUAACGUACCGGUACAGGAACCAGAAGGACCCUCGAGCGAAUCCCAGUGCCUUCCUGUAACCGUUGGCAACUGCUGGCUUUGUACCCCACUCUUGGAAUGGCCAACUUUCCUCCUGGAGAGCUACUGGUUGUGCAGGCUUUUGCUUCAGCCCUACUCUAACUGUAACACUAAAACAACUGAUUCUAAACAAAUUAGCUGCUCAUCAGAGCCUUGUUCAGCGGAAUCAGUUGUGUUAGUUAAAGCAGGGCCGGAGUAAAGCCUGCACACCAAGUAGAUUUCCAGGUGGAGGAGGGCUAGCCGCCUGUUUUAGGGGCUGUGUUUGUAAAUAAGCGAGUGACUUGUGUGUGUUUUCACCAGCUGUGCAAAGCGGCAGCCCUUUGUGUGGUGUUACAUGAAGUGAUUGUUUUUCCAGAAUGUGGUGUGUGUCUGGAAAAUAACUGGGUCAUGUUCAUUAAGCACCAAACGGAAGAAAACUGACAGAGACAAGAGUAUCUAGCUUCACUUGUCAAAUAGGAAACGCUCCUUUACACUUUCUGUUGCAAAAUGUUUUCCGUGGUGUGCCCUAAUGAACACAACCCUGCUGUAUAUUAAAGAUGCUGCAUGAGCCUAUUACCCUAAUAGGACACCUUAAACCACUCCUGAUCAGAACCGUAUCCUGUAUACACUGAGUGUACAAAACAUUAAGAACACCUUCCUAAUAUUGAGUUGCAACCCAUCCCCCUUUUGUCCUCAGAACAGCCUCAAUUCGUCAGGGCAUGGACUCUACAAGGUGUCGAAAGCGUUCCACAGGGAUGCUGGUCCAUGUUGACUUCAAUGCUUCUCACAGUUGUGUCAAGUUAGCUGGAUGCCCUUUGGGUGGUGGACGAUUCUUGAUACACAAGGGAAAGUGUUGAACAUGAAAAACCCAGCAGUGUUACAGUUCUUGACACAAAUCAGUGCGCCUGGCACCUGCUACCAUACCUGUUCAAAGGAAGGCACAUCAAUCUUUUGUCUUGCAAAUUCACCCUCAAUGUCUCAAUUGUUUCAAGGCUUAAAAACCCUUCUGUACCCAUCAUCUACACUGAUUGAAGUGUAUUUAACAAGUGACCUCAAUAACGGAUCAAAGCUUUCACCUGGAUUCACCUGGUCAGUCUUUGUCAUGGAAAGAGCAGGUGUCCUUAAUGUUUUGUACACUCCGUGUCUAUCCUCUCAUAUACAGAGGCUCAGGCUUUGCAUCUGGUGACAAAUCUCAAGAAAUUAACAUUUUCAGAUAACACAUUUGAUAUUUGAUACACCCUUGAUGGGCAAGCGUUCAGUAUGCUCAGACCUGUAUUAAAGCAUGCGAACUGUGAUGUUGUGACUACUGAAUGACACCUGUAUUACAGAUGGUAGCUGACAUGAUGAAGAACAGUUAGCAUUAUUUUGUGCGCAUGACGACUGAAGAUGUCAUAGAAUAUUUGUACAUUUGAUACACUCAAUAACUGAAGGACUAGGGUGCUGUUGACAAUUGUAUGCUGUAACUACAUAACUACAAAUAUUUAAGCAGCUUGUUGUUGCCUUUACUUUAAGUCAUUAUGUUACACAGCAUUUGCAUUUUUUUUGUGUUCUGAAUGUUGGCAAUGAUGCCUGUUAUCUACUUCCCCAGACUCAAAUGAAUACGUGGAUACGGUUUUAUGUCUCUGUGUCCAUUAUGAAGGAAGUUAGAGGUUGUUUUGUGAGCCAUUGCUAACUAGCAUUAGCGCAACGACUAGAAGUCUUUGGGUAUCUACUAGCAUGCUAGCAGAUACCCAUAGACUUCCAGUCAUUGCGCUAGCGCUAGUUAGCAACUUCCUUCAAACUGCACGCAGACACAUAAAAAGGGUAUCCAUGAAUUCAUCUGACUCUGGGGAAGUAGAUAGAAGGCCUCAUUGCCAAACUCCUAAAGUAUCCCUUUAAGAGUCAAUUGCUCAUGCCGUCUGAAUAUCAUCAGUAUGAAAUGCUUGGGAAGACUGACUGACAUGUGAAAGAAGAGAUGCGCUUUGUUCUGCUGAUAGUGUUACAAAGCCUGACAGUUGAUUGUGUAUGCGUGUACAUAGGUGCGCGUGCUCGUAUGUCUGUUGUGUGCUGUUGUAUCAGUUACCUUGGCUUGUGCCUUGCAUGUCUCCUCUACUAGUGUGUACUGCUGCUUCCACCGCACUGGUGGUUCUGUGAACUACAACAUACCUUUGUACAAGAAAUCUCAAUAAAAAUAGAAAAGUAAAAAAAUAUAUAUUUCAUA
Salvelinus fontinalis (brook trout) is the source of this 3027-nucleotide messenger RNA. It is a transcript of the gene tspan13b, whose product is annotated as tetraspanin 13b. Lineage: Eukaryota; Metazoa; Chordata; Actinopteri; Salmoniformes; Salmonidae. Bases 239 to 850 code for a protein of 203 amino acids. The record is from RefSeq and is a predicted model, not a curated record. Gene Ontology annotation, cellular component: membrane. The transcript is spliced from 6 exons.